Messenger RNA from Patiria miniata (bat star), 1355 nucleotides. RefSeq lists its product as uncharacterized. The record is from RefSeq and is a predicted model, not a curated record. Lineage: Eukaryota; Metazoa; Echinodermata; Asteroidea; Valvatida; Asterinidae. The transcript has 3 exons. Bases 128 to 619 code for a protein of 163 amino acids.
UGCUAAACAUUUGCAGUCGCGGGCCCGGUGAGUCAGCAAGCCCCUGCGGUGUCUGGUCGGGCAAGCUCAGUCUAGGCAGUUGCCUCUCGCAGGAUGGAGGGGGAGAGAAGGUGACACAAGGGUGGGCAUGAUGGAGGACAGUGGGGAGGGCCCCGAGGGAGACAGACCCGCCGACAAUCGAGGGUUUUCUACACCUCCUCCCGGCGGAGUUAGUCUUGAGGAUGUUGCGAGAGAGCUUGUUGACAAGGAAACAAAAACCACGGAUGAUGGUGAUGAUGAUGAUGUGGCCAUGGCAACAGGAGAUAAAGCGAGCACGGAUGCUGACCACGAGAAAACUGAACAGACGACCAUGAAAGACGAGGUAGCUACGGAAAUGAAGAACCCAAAGAAUGUCCGAAAAUGUGAUGAUGAGACGGCCAAGACAACAUCCACGGGAAGAGGUCUCGUCAGGAUUUUCGUCAGACGCCGAAACAAGCAGGACAAAGAAGCGAAAAAUAAGGAAAGCCGGAAGGAAAGUAGGAGUGAGAAGAAAAUCAAGAAACAGGAGGAAAGAAUGAAAAAGCACUCCAAGAUUGUCGUCUGUAUCUUUGCGUGUUGUUGUGUGCAGCCUUCCGAGUGAUAGAAAUUGAUUUUUGUGGUGUUUAUGCAGAUUCGGUACGUGAGCACGAGGGGGCGUUGUUGUGCCUAGUCGUAUUUGUUCGUAUCGAUAUCGUCCCCAUCGCCUUUUGGCCAAAGUUACCACUAUAAUUAUAUCCGUUGGACAAUUUUUCGCGAUGAAAACGCCGAUUCGCAGAGCGUACAUGUUGGUUUGUGGCACUUGUUACCGUGCUAUAUGUGUAUAUGUGGGAGACUUCGGUCUGGUAUCAUCUUCGUCGUCUACGUACAGUCCAAGGCUCAUAAUAAUCCUGAUGCUUUCAAACCCAAAGAGAAUGACCUUGUGUGACAGAAUUUGGUGUCUUUAUAAUCAGAAAAUGAACACAAGACAUGAAUAUGAGCCCACGGUGGAAACGUUAAGUGUCCUCAGUCGCUCUCUCCUUUUUAACGUUGAGGGCUUCACUGCGGUGCACGGUACAGAUCGAGUCCAUAGCCCUAAAACCGCUUGACCCGAAUUGGUACAUAUUAAUUAAUAGUUUAUGCAAUUAAGAGAGACGCCAGUGUAUGCAAAAUGUAAAUGUAUAAAAUUAGGUACGUCAUUGCAACUGAAUAUGCGUGUUUGGAUUAUAGUAAUAAUAAGCAGCGUCAAUUAUGGGAUGUUUAUGCAAGUUUAGUCAUGCAAAAUACGUCAAGUUCGUGCAAUAGACUGAUCCAUUAAAAAGUACCGCCCCCUGACGUUUGACCAAUCACAGCCUUGGUUU